ACUACAGAAGCCAACCUCGUUGCUCCUACUGCAAUAUAAUUCUUUCAUCUCUCUCUGGACCUCUCUAUAAAAAAAUGGGAUAUGGAGAGCUUUUAAUACGAAGCUACGAUGUCCAAAAUGAUAGAGCUGGAGUAGAAGAACUGGAAAAAAGAUGCGAGGUAGGCUCAACUGGAAGAGUGAUCCUCUUCACUGAUACUUUGGGUGACCCCAUUUGCAGAAUCCGAAACAGUCCUUUCUAUAACAUGCUGGUAGCGAAGCUUGGAGGUGAAUUGGUUGGUGUUAUCCAAGGCUCCAUAAAGCUAGCAAGUCUUCAUAAGCCUAAUCUAGCAAAGGUGGGUUAUGUGUUAGGCUUGAGAGUGUCUCCUCUUCAUCGGCGAAAAGGGAUUGGUUUAAAGCUUGUGUUAAAGCUAGAAGAAUGGUUUAUUCAAAACCACGUUGAUUAUGCUUACAUGGCAACAGAGAAAGACAAUGAAGCUUCCGUUCAGCUUUUCAUGGACAAGCUUGGUUAUGUCAAGUUUAGGACACCUUCUAUUCUUGUAAAUCCAGUUAAUCAUCGAUCUUUACGUAUAUCAUCAAACAUUCAAGUAACUAAACUCAACCCUCAAGAAGCUGAGCUUCUGUAUCGCAAAUUCUUGAAUUCAACUGAGCUUUUUCCAAACGACAUAGGCAAUAUACUAAACAACAAGUUAAGUUUAGGCACUUGGGUGGCUUAUCCUAGUGGUGAAGCAUGGUGUCAUUUUGGUUCAGAAGGAAAAGUUCCGAAAAAUUGGGCUAUGCUUAGUGUAUGGAAUAGUGGAGAGCUGUUCAAGCUGAGGUUAGGGAAAGUACCAAUACAUUGCUGGGUAUAUACAAAGAGUUCAAGGUUAAUUGCUAAACUAUUUCCUUGCUUUAAAUUGCGAGCAAUAACAGAUUUCUUCAGGCCAUUUGGGUUUUACUUUAUAUAUGGAUUGCACCAUCAGGGACCGUUAUCAGGAAACCUGGUUCGCACUUUAUGCAAAUUUGUACACAACAUGGCUAAAAAGGAUUGUAAAGUUAUAGUAACAGAAGUUGGAGAAAACGACAUAGUAAGGAAUCACAUCCCACAUUGGAAAUCACUUUCUUGUCCAGAAGAUUUGUGGUGUAUAAAGGCCUUGAAAAAUGAAGAAAAGAAGAGGCUUAAUGAAUUGACAACAGCAACAAAAACAUCUCUUUUUGUAGACCCAAGAGAGGUUUGAACAAGAAAACUAAUAUCCUCACCAUUUAGUUCCUGCUCCAAGCCAAACCCCACCUCAUUUUAUUAUGUAAUCAUUACAUUAUAUGAGUCACGGAUCGGUUCGUACACUUCUGAACUUAUGAAUGAGGAAGUAUUAAAAUUUCUAUGUAAUAAUCAUUAACAUUCAGGAGUACGAUGAAUUUUUACA
This is a messenger RNA of Jatropha curcas, 1400 nucleotides long. RefSeq names its product Acyl-CoA N-acyltransferases (NAT) superfamily protein. Gene Ontology annotation, molecular function: acyltransferase activity, transferring groups other than amino-acyl groups. The record is from RefSeq and is a predicted model, not a curated record. NCBI's taxonomy places the organism in Eukaryota, Viridiplantae, Streptophyta, Magnoliopsida, Malpighiales, Euphorbiaceae.